This is a messenger RNA of Phytophthora nicotianae INRA-310, 1023 nucleotides long. RefSeq lists its product as hypothetical. The transcript is spliced from 5 exons. The coding region runs from base 1 to 1023 and encodes 340 amino acids. The record is from RefSeq and is a predicted model, not a curated record. Lineage: Eukaryota; Oomycota; Peronosporomycetes; Peronosporales; Peronosporaceae.
AUGUCACUUCAAUCUGCCAUCAUCCACUCUGAUCUCAUUUGGCGAUCAACCAUGGCUCAGCCCAACACGCCGACACCGACGCAGCUCUUAGCGCGCAGCAAGCGCUUCUUCUACGGCGCGACGGCCGCCGUAACUGGCACAUUCCGAGCACUGGCGGACGAUGAAGUGCGCGUUGUAUUCUGGAGGAGCAUGAAGGUGCUGCUGAUCAUGGCUGCUGUGUUGUCUGCCGUGCUGCAUUUGCUGCUGCUGCCCAUCGAGUGGAUCAGCAUGAUCUUCCUGAGCCCCGAGACGGUGGACGCCACUGUUCGCGCCUUCCGCUAUGCAGCUGCCUCCACGAUCCCGUUCCUGCUCGUUGGUGCGUGCCGCGCCUUUAGCGUCAGUAUGUUCGAGAACGCCUUCUUUGCGGGGCUCGCAACACGUGACACGGAACUCGUCAAAGCGAUUCGAAAGAAAAAAGCAAUCUACUGGGACUGGGAGUACGUCCGUCACUUGAUGCGCUUCGGACUGCGACAACUGGGCUUUGGCCUCGUGGCACUGGUGGCAAAGCCUCUUCUGGGUGUGCUGAUCCCCAUUGCGCAGUUCGGAUACCGCAUUCGACACAUGGAGCCGGCUUUCCUUGUGCCUCUCUUCGUGGCGUUUAUUCUCCCGGCCACGCGUGAGGCGGCUCUGCAACUUGUUCACGUGUGGCUUGACUCACGAGCCAUGAUCCGCGAACUGUACGACCCCAUCAUUGCUCGUCUGAAAUCUGCAGCUAAAGACGGCGACCCCAACAUCAGCACCGAUCUACUCACCGAUAUGGAGAUCGACGGCGAAGAGUACGAUAGUCACGCGGAGAAGCGGGACUGGCGUCAAAGUGGAAGUGACGCCGCUCGGUUGGGUUUCGGACUUGUGUUCUGUUACAUGUUGCAGGUGCCAUAUCUUGGCCCAUUCACCUGGUUCGUGGGUUUUGCUGCUGCUGGACUGUUCGCCCCCGAGCUCGUUGAUUUGAGCGCUUUUGGCAGCGUGAACAAGAAAAUGAAGUAA